Aspergillus niger is the source of this 2682-nucleotide messenger RNA. RefSeq lists its product as uncharacterized. NCBI's taxonomy places the organism in Eukaryota, Fungi, Ascomycota, Eurotiomycetes, Eurotiales, Aspergillaceae. The record is from RefSeq and is a predicted model, not a curated record. Gene Ontology annotation, molecular function: phosphopantetheine binding; CoA-ligase activity. Gene Ontology annotation, biological process: biosynthetic process; secondary metabolic process. The transcript has 2 exons. Bases 1 to 2682 code for a protein of 893 amino acids.
AUGACCGUGAAUUCUAUAACAGACAUCCUCCGCAAAGCAGCAGACCAUCAGGAACCUCGUGGUGUCUGUGCCUAUUCGACCGGCAUCGCUGGGAUCGGUUCCGCAACGAGGUUAAGUUACACAGAGCUCGAUUCAUUGGCCACAUCGAAUGCUAUACUACUAGGGCGGCUGCAGUGCGACACCGAGUCUCCUGUCAUACUACUUCACUUUGAAGACCAUCUGGACAAUAUCAUAUGGUUUUGGUCUACCUUAUAUGCAGGCUACAUUCCUGCAAUGUCCACUGCUCUGCCUCGAAGUGAAGAACACCGCACAAGGCAUCUCUGCCAUCUAAGCGAGCUGUUCGAUAAGCCUAUCUGUCUAACUCGGAAAACCCUCCAAAACCUGCUCACAAGAGAGUCUCCCUUGCACGUUGUGGCUAUAGAAUCAUUGAAUGGUUCACCAGCAGAGUUUGUCGCUCCGACAGAAACCAGUUCCGGAGCACCAGUAAAUAGCGGUGGUGGGCAUCCUGCUCUGCUGAUGCUCACAUCUGGAAGUACUGGUCUGCCAAAAGCCGUGUCUCUAACACACAACCAGAUACUGGCCUCCCUUCAAGGGAAAAGCCAUUCACUAUGUGCUGAGGACACUGGUCAUUCAUUCUUGAAUUGGAUUCGGCUCGACCACGUCGGGAGUUUAAUCGAGAUACAUCUCCAUGCACUAUUUGUCGGGUACGACCAAGUUCACGUUCCGCCUAACGAGAUAAUAUCUCGGCCGGCCUUGUUCCUCGAUCUCAUAAGUCGACAUCGUGUAGUUAGGACGUUCGCGCCCCACUUUUUCCUCGCUGAAGUUGGCCGUUAUUUGGAGACAUCCCAAGGAGAAGAUAGACCUCACUUUGACUUGAGAUGUCUACGAUACAUCGUGUCUGGUGGGGAGGCUGUUGUUGCCAGUACUUGUGCCAAAGUGUCUCGAUUGCUGGUCCAACACGGCGCACCUGAAAAUGUCAUCGUCCCUGGAUUCGGCAUGACUGAGACUUGCGCAGGGUGCAUCUACAACUUGGAAUUUCCUGCAUUUGAUACUCGCAACGAAAAUGAGUUUGCUUCCCUGGGAAAGUGUGUCCCGGGCGUUCAGGCACGGAUCGUCUCCAUAGCUACGGGUGACAGUCCCGCGGCCUUAGGAGAGGAAGGCCAGCUGGAACUCAGAGGUCCGCUUGUAUUUUCUGGUUAUUACAACAAUCAAGCAGCAACCAGUGAGGCUAUCGGCCCCGAUGGCUGGUUUCGAACUGGGGAUACGGGUUACAUCGGCGCGGGCGGCAGGAUAAGUCUGUCCGGUAGGACGAAAGAAUUGAUCGCCGUCAACGGUGUCAAAUAUGUUCCGCAUCAGCUGGAAGCCGCUAUAGAGGAAGCAAGCAUACCAGGUAUUGUUUCUGGCUGUGUGAUAUGCUUCUCAUUCCGUCCCAAGGGUGCAGAGACAGAGCGACCUUGCGUCAUCUACCAGCAUACCUAUUGCGUUAACGAUGCUAAAGCUAGAUAUCAGACGAUGACUGCCAUCUCGCACCGUAUCACGAUGAUAACAAAUAUGCGCCCGUAUAUAUUGCCUUUACAGACUGUAAAACGCACAUCCUUAGGGAAGCUUCCUCGCUCUAGCCUGCAGCGGGAGGUUACAAGUGGUCAGUACAAAAUGCAAGAAGCUAUCGACAGAGAAAUGAUCAAGAAGUAUCGACAAGCCAUUUUCAGGCCACCCGAGUCACCUACCGAAAAAGUGAUAGUGGAAGAGCUGUCAGAACUCCUGUCCCUACCUCAAGAAGACAUCGGAAUCGACACCGACCUCUUCGAACUAGGCCUUACCUCAUUAACGCUUAUCCGGCUCCAACAUGCCUUGCGAACAAGGCUGUCACUAAAUGAGCCAAUCCCUCUCGCCACGAUGAUUGCCCAUAACACUGUCCGUGGUUUAUCUGAAGCAUGCCAACAACAUCACCAAUACAUCCCAGCCGUGAAGCUCCAAUCCAGCGGCAACAAGACACCUCUAUGGCUCGUACACCCUGCCGCAGGCGAAGCCCUCAUAUUCAUCAACAUAGCCAAGCUCAUCACAGACCGACCCGUCUACGCAUUCCGGGCCCGCGGAUUCCACCACAAUGAGCCAUAUUUCACCAGCAUCGACGAAUGCAUCCGCACUUACCACUCCUCCAUGAAGAAGCUUCAACCGCACGGCCCUUACGCUAUCCUCGGAUACUCCUACGGCACGAUGCUAGCAUUCGAACUUGCCAAGUCCCUCGAGAAAGCAGGUGACCAAGUCCAAUACCUUGCCGGCCUUAACCGUCCUCCAUAUAUCUCAGGGUUUCCGAAGCAUGAUGCCUUGGCCAGAGUGAUCGAGAAAGUGGAUCCUGGCCAGCUCCUGGCGUUGGGCCUCGAUGAAGGUAGUCUAGAACAGUGGAUCAAUGUUGCCUUCAGCCUACAGGAGAUAGGAAGAGAAUAUGAGCCGCGUGGUGUGGUGAAUGCACAUAUGGAUGUCUUUCAUUGCACUCCAUUGGAGUUCCUGAAUGUUACACCUGAAGAAUGGAAGCGACGUCUGGCUGCUUGGGAGAAUUUCUCCGGACAGAAGGUAAACCUGAGACAUGUACCAGGUGACCAUGCUAAUGUCUUAGGACCGGAUCAUGUGCAGGUGUUUGUGAAGAAGUUGGGUGAGGCUAUGGCGUUGCAGGGUCUUUAG